AUGACGAGUGAUAAGGUUGUAAAUUCUCCUCCAUCAUCUCACACAUUUAAUUCUUUAAUUGAUCACAAGAAUAAAAUAUUAAACUCACUUCAAUAUGAACUACAAUAUGCAAAUUUGGAAUUUAAACUGAUCAAUUAUUUAUUUGCUUUAAACUCCCAAAGAGGUUCCGAUGUUGACCAAGAUGUUGAAACUGAUCUAUUUAAAAAUCACAGCUUUCUAAAGUUUGAUACAGCUGAGUUCCAUGAAACCAAAAAUAAUUGGACUAGUUUAGUAAAUGAUUCUAUAACUUCAAUUAAAAAUUCACUGUCGAAAAAAAAGGAUACAUCUAAUGAACAGUUGCAGCUUGACGAAGUACACCAAUCUAUUACGAGCCUUCAGAAUGCAUAUUUUACCGCAGUACAACAGAGAGAAAAUAAUAUGAAGCUAAUGCUAAGGAUGAAAAUGUACUCAGGCAAUAGAUUAAAAUUACUUUCGGAUUCGCUUAAAGCUUACCAAUCGACAGCUGAGUUUAAGAAAUUAUAUGAUGAGCCUAAAACUAAACUGGUUGAACCAAAUUAUAACAAAGCAUUACAUAACAUGAUUGAUGCUGAAUUCAAGAGAGUUAUAAACUCCAAUUUAACCCAUGAUUUAUAUUCUAGUCUUUUUAAAAAGGGCUCAAAACAAACUAUGCUGAAGCAUGUUAAUCUAUCUCCAAUACCUGUUUUUAAAUCACCCAAUUCAACAAAGUUGAUGAACAUAUUCACGCUGACAUCAUCACUAGAUGAGUUUAAGAUAUCAGCAAAAAAUAUAUACCUGAAAUACGGAGGAAGUACAAUGUCGUUCAAUGUAUUCAACAACGUGGUUUUAUUUCUAGUACAAUCUCUACACCUUCCUAACCUACACAGAAUUCCAACAGAUCACAUAUACAGCGUAUAUAACGUAAAUCCCAGCUCAUUACUGGACUUUAGAACGUUCUUAAUACUGUACUGGGAAGUUUUACACGCACUUAAGUAUGCAAUUGAGGUUUACUAUCACCCACGAUACACAUUUAACUCCACAGACAUGUAUCUCAACUACUUAGUGGACGACUACCACCCUUUCGUCAACAUUUCAGACCACUACUCAUUUAUUAAAAGACUGUCCCCUGGAAGGUCCUCUAGUAAAUAUGUCGCAAAGGAGCUAAAGACUGACGAACUCAGGGUAAUAGAAAUACUUUUUAAGACUCCGGACCUACCAUUGUUUCAUGAGAUUUAUUCGGAGUUUGAAGUCUUAAAACGUUUUGACCACAAGAACCUCGUUAAGUACAUAGCUGUGUACCAUGACUACAACUCAUUAUACGUUGUUACAGAGUUUUGCCCAGAGUUAUCUCUUACGAAUAAGCUGAGCUCUCUAGAUUCUUCAACUUUUGAUUAUUCACUGGGAUUUGUACACAACGUGUUUACCCAACUGGUCGAGGCGCUAGUGUAUUUACACUGCAACAAUGUUACUCAUUUGUCUCUUAAUCCUGAGAAGAUCAUGAUUGACGAUUCAACUGCUCUGCCAAAGAUAAAGAUUAGAGACUACGGAUUUUAUGAAUCUUUCUCCAGUUAUAAGCACCAAUCACCUCUAACGACUAUUCAUCAAGCUCCUGAAGUAGCAAGCUCCACAAUAACUCCAAAGAGUAAUGUCUGGACAGCUGGAAUGAUUUUGUUAUUCAUGGUCACAGGUACACGUUUAUUAAUAUUAAUAUCUUCUAGUACUAAAAUAUUUUCAAUUCCAUGUUACAAAAUACCAUUAACAUAUUUAACGCAAGAUAAUUUUAUAGGUCAAGUUCCUAGUAAAACGGCUAACAAUACCAGUUUUGUUGACCACUUACCACAUAUGCUAUUACACUCAACUCUUUUUAAAGUUGAAGAUGACUUGUACGAUUUAAUAACAUAUAUUCUUUGCAAAGACCCUAACUUGAGACCAUCAUCUUUUGAUGUACUGUCUCACUCCUGGUUUAAUGCAACUGGUCCCUGGCCAAGUGCUUACAACCUACGGUUUUUAACACAUAGUGUACACGAUCUCAUGGCUCUGAGUAAUUAUCGCAACAUAACGAGGUUCCUGGAAUCGAGUAAUGUAUUUUAUGUGAACAAAAUGAAUAAACUGAUGAACACACUGGUGCUUUCGGCUGAACCUAAUCAACCAGACGUGGUAGGGUACGGAAGCGCGUUGAAGGUGCUGAAGCUGGCGAAUGUUCCUAACCACUUAAUAUCUGAGUUUGUGCACAUAACGUCCCUGAAGGAUUCUGACAAGUGCUCACUGAAAGACCUAUUUCUCGCCACUAAAUACUGGAGGCACGGGGAGUUGAACAUACUGUGGUCAGUAUGUAGAAAACACAUAGACGAAACUGACUGGUCGUUUAAUAAAACUAAAUUUGUUGAACUUUUAAGUGAUUCGAAAUCGUCAUUGUUGAUGAAGGAGGAGGUCAAUUCAGUAUGUAGGUCACUGGAACUAAACGACAAGGUAAGAUGA
Theileria orientalis strain Shintoku is the source of this 2475-nucleotide messenger RNA. RefSeq lists its product as uncharacterized. NCBI's taxonomy places the organism in Eukaryota, Apicomplexa, Aconoidasida, Piroplasmida, Theileriidae. Gene Ontology annotation, molecular function: protein serine/threonine kinase activity; ATP binding. The coding region runs from base 1 to 2475 and encodes 824 amino acids. Gene Ontology annotation, biological process: mitotic DNA damage checkpoint signaling; protein phosphorylation. Gene Ontology annotation, cellular component: nucleus; cytoplasm. The transcript is spliced from 11 exons. The record is from RefSeq and is a predicted model, not a curated record.